Messenger RNA from Raphanus sativus (radish), 764 nucleotides. Its product is annotated as protein SPEAR3. Gene Ontology annotation, molecular function: DNA-binding transcription factor activity. NCBI's taxonomy places the organism in Eukaryota, Viridiplantae, Streptophyta, Magnoliopsida, Brassicales, Brassicaceae. The coding region runs from base 122 to 658 and encodes 178 amino acids. The record is from RefSeq and is a predicted model, not a curated record. The transcript is spliced from 5 exons.
CAGCUCAAAAGCUAAACCAAACCAACCCCACACACAUACAAAUAUUGUUGGGCCUCUCUCUCUACCAAAGUUUCUUUUUCUAGGUAUUGAUUAUUAUUUGCUCCCGUGUAUAAACCAAGAAAUGGGUAGCAGUUUCUUUGGGAGACCAAAAAUGGGUGGAUCUUCGUCCUCCUCACCAACAUCUUCUCCGGCAAAGAGAGGGAAGAACAAGAAUGGUUCUGACAAGCCUAAGCAGCCACAAAGAGGUCUCGGGGUGGCGCAGUUAGAGAAGAUAAGAUUACACAGCGAAUUAAAUUGCAACAGUUUCAAUACUUAUCGUUCUUAUCAUCCCUCAAGUUAUAAUCAUCAGGAGGAUGUGGGGAUUCAAGCAGAAUAUUCAUCUAUACCAUCAUCAACUCAUUAUGGCCUUCAUCCAAACAUGAUGAUGAAUGCAAGUAAUGAUCAAUACGCAAGAAUACCCAUAAGAUACAGAGAUGCUCAGCCUCACACAGCAACAUGUUGGAACCCGAGCUACGGCAUCUUGGAGAGCCAACAUUUUGUUGAACCUAACAUAACCAGACACUUUUUACAUGAGGAUCAGAGAAAUAAAUUGGGAUCGGGUAACCAGAACUUCGAAACGAGUGACGCAACUGAGCCAGAUUUGGAGUUGAGAUUGUGACUUUGAGUAAUGUAUGAACUCACGUUAUUUUAAACGAGGCCAUGGAUAAUUUGUUAUACACUAAAAAAAAAAAUUAGAAAGAAAUAAUAUGUAACUUAGGUCAUCA